Molecule: messenger RNA, 5169 nt
Organism: Zalophus californianus (California sea lion)
Lineage: Eukaryota; Metazoa; Chordata; Mammalia; Carnivora; Otariidae
Gene: ZNF697
Product: zinc finger protein 697
Exons: 3
Coding region: 175-1845 (556 amino acids)
Biological process (GO): negative regulation of transcription by RNA polymerase II
Molecular function (GO): DNA-binding transcription repressor activity, RNA polymerase II-specific
Source: RefSeq, a predicted model, not a curated record
UCAGUCGGGCAGCCAGCCAGUCUGCCAGCCAGCCCGCGGCCGUUGCAGCUGCUGCAGCCGCCGCACACGGGCAGACGCGCCGCGGCGCGGGGCUCCGGCCGGGGCGCGCGCUGCCCUCGCUCCUCGCCGCCGCGCAGGGGUCCCCGGUCACCUCCCUUGUGCUGUUCUUCCUGGAUGGAACAAGAAAAUAAACAGGGUGUGUGUGAAGCCCAGGACUCAGCAGACCAAGGGAUGGGCUCUGAUUUUGAGAACUCUGAAGACAGGGAACGGGACCCAGAAGAAAGAGGAAUGGGCUCUAAGCCACAGGAUGCAGACAAGAGAGAAGGCCCCCCAGAGCAGGAUCUGGGCUCCAACCCACAUGAUGACGCCCUGGGCGGGGACCCAGAGGAGAGGGGUCUGGUGUCUGACAUCUGCCCAGAGGGGCUGCUGAGUGAGGAAGAAGGGGCUGCUCUCCGCGAAGAUGAUGAUUACCAAUCUGGUGUAGCAGAGAUGGCGAUGUUCCCAGGACUGUCUGAGUCCGACAGCAUUUCCCGGAGCCCCCGGGAAGAGGAGGAGGAGGAGGAAGAGGAGAGCGCUGGAGAGAACCGGCUCGACGAAGAGGAGCAGCCGCCCCCUCCCAUGCUUCCCUGGAGACGGCACCUCUCCCUGGGCAGUCGGCACCGGAGCGACAAGGCGGCCCACCGCCGCUUCCGCCGGCUCCAUCACCCCAUGGCCAUGGACCUCGGGGAGCUCGACAGCCUGAUGGCCAGCAUCAUGGACGCGCCCACCAUCUGCCCCGACUGCGGGGAGAGCUUCAGCCCGGGCGCCGCCUUCCUGCAGCACCAGCGGAUCCACCGCCUGGCGGAGGCCGCCGCCGCCGCCAGCCUGGAGCCCUUCGGCUUCGCGGGCGAGUGCGGCGCUGUGGUGGGGAUGGUGGGCGUGGGCGUGGGCGUGGCGGGGGGCUUCGGGGCGGGGCCCGCGCUGGCCCGGCCCCCGCGCGAGAAGCCCUUCCGGUGCGGGGAGUGCGGCAAGGGCUUCAGCCGCAACACCUACCUGACCAACCACCUGCGCCUGCAUACGGGCGAGCGGCCCAACCUGUGCGCCGACUGCGGCAAGAGCUUCAGCUGGCGCGCCGACCUGCUGAAGCACCGGCGCCUGCACACGGGCGAGAAGCCCUACCCGUGCCCCGAGUGCGGUGAGGCCUUCAGCCUCAGCUCGCACCUGCUGAGCCACCGGCGCGCGCACGCGGCGGCCAGCGGCGCGGGGGCGGCGGCGCUGCGGCCCUUCGCCUGCGGCGAGUGCGGCAAGGGCUUCGUGCGCCGCUCGCACCUGGCCAACCACCAGCGCAUCCACACGGGCGAGAAGCCGCACGGCUGCGGCGAGUGCGGCAAGCGCUUCAGCUGGCGCUCGGACCUGGUGAAGCACCAGCGCGUGCACACGGGCGAGAAGCCCUACAUGUGCUCCGAGUGCGGCGAGACCUUCAGCGUCAGCUCGCACCUCUUCACGCACAAGCGUACGCACUCGGGCGAGCGGCCCUACGUGUGCCGCGAGUGCGGCAAGGGCUUCGGGCGCAACUCGCACCUGGUGAACCACCUGCGCGUGCACACGGGCGAGAAGCCCUUCCGCUGCGGCCAGUGCGAGAAGCGCUUCAGCGACUUCUCGACGCUCACGCAGCACCAGCGCACGCACACGGGCGAGAAGCCCUACACGUGCAUCGAGUGCGGCAAGAGCUUCAUCCAGAGCUCGCACCUGAUCCGCCACCGCCGCAUCCACACCGGCAACAAGCCGCACAAGUGCGCGGGCUGUGGCAAGGGCUUCCGCUACAAAACGCACCUGGCGCAGCACCAGAAGUUGCACUUGUGCUAGGGCUGGGUCGCGUUGGGGUUGGGGGACACACUGCCCUCGGGGAGCAUGUGGGGAGUAGCCGUUCUGGGGAUAGACCGCGUAGGAAGAAAUGGGAAGGGGCGGGAGGGACAAUCCGAGAGUGAUCGGGGAGUCAAGUUUGGUGUUAGGGGGUCUUGGAGGGGAGGGUUGAGUCAGCGUUGUUCUUUUGGGGUGUCAUGUUUUGCCUGCCGCCCCCCCAGCGAGGACAUGUUUGGGAGAUGUGCUUGAGCGAUGCCUUCUUCAAAUACACAAAGUAGGGGGUGAAGAGCAGGCACUUUGAGGACCUUGAAGAAGGGGAGUAGGGGAGUGAACGGGAUGGCCGGCAACAGAAGUUCGGGCUGUGAGGGCCUGUGGGAAUCGGGAGAGGGUGUGGGGGUUAGAGGAUCAUGGGGUAAAAUAAAAGGCGGGUAUGAUUAAUUCUAUCCUGGUCUCACCAGGUGUUAAGCCACUGUUUUGUCCUGCCCUCCCACAUCAGCUAUAGUCUCAUGAAAAGUAAGAGGAACCUUGUCGAUCUUCUAGGAGAGGAUAUUUUGCAUAUUCUUCCCUUCCUUUCUCUGAGCCACGGUUAGCUGCUAUUUUGAGGCAUCCAGGGGAAAAUGGGCAGGAAAGCUUACACACUCUGAUUUCAAGGACGAAAUCGAGGUUUGGGAAUUCGUUUAUAACUGGCUUUAAGAUCACCCGGGAAAUCUUGGUCCUGCCCCUGGUUCUUUGCCACUUCCUUUAAGGUAGUCUAGGUUCAUGCUGGGUCAGGGUGGUCUUUGUGGAUGUCAGGUGUUAGGUGUGUGCCGAGCCCGGUAUUUCAGGUCUCGCUUGUGAUCUUCUAAGUGCAGGGAAAUGAAACAAUCCCAGCUGUGUGUGACUUUCCCUUUGCCAGGUCAGCAUGAUGCUUGUUUGAAGUGAAUCUCAAAUCAGCAACAGUUGCCCCAGUGACCUACUACAAAAGUCAUCUAGCUCAGAGUUUUGCUAGCCUUAUGUGGGAAAUCCAGGAGAGCAAAUGUUCACAUGUUGGGGUACAAGGCUUCUUUGUCUCAUUUGCCUUCACUCUGUAUCCAGUGCCCCCCUUCCCCUUGGUAGUAAUGGGGGAGAUAAUUGAACAGCCACCUCCAUCCAUAUUGAUAAGGGCUUUUGGUCUGAGUAGAAAUAUCUUUUAUCUACACAGGGAGGCACAGCAGAAAGCUCAAGGCUUUACACAAGGAAGGCACAAGCAGGGAGAGGUCUAAGUGCAAAAUUGCCAAAUAGCACAAGCAAUGAAUGUUUUCUGGUUAUAUAAAUGCCAAAAUAGCACUUUUAUAUUUGUAAAGUGCUUUACGCUAUUUAAUGAUAGUUGUUUCUCACAUCUCUGUGAGGUAGAUCAGUAUUAUGACCCCUGUCGUAGGGAAGACCUGGGGAUAGGAGUACAGCAGGCUGUUCGGAAGAGGGACUGAUGACCGUGGGGAUAGGCAUGGUCUGACCUUUUGUGUUCUCCAGCUCAGCUGCUAGAAAGACUUCCUGUCAUGAUUUAUAUCAUAAAAUAAAGACACUGAAAAUUCUUAUGCUUUGUGGAAAACUUAAGGCUAGUCUAGAAGGGCCAAAGAUGUCCUUGUUGACAAAGCUGGUCUUUGUCACGUAAUUUGGGUGUCUUAGGUUUGUUCUGUUUCUAGUAGGGGGCUGUAGUUAGAUGACUCUUGUACAGAUUUCGGUUACCUAUGCUGAAAAUCCCACCCCUAGGUUAGCCUUUAGAAGUUAGAGCUGUGGAAAGCAAUCCUGUUUUCUUCACCAGUGAUUGUUAGUUUUCCUGUACUUUUCAUGGAAGCAUCUUCACAAACUGUUGGACACACUUGAAGGAAAAGAAGAAAAACUGCAAGAUUGUUUUUACAGUUUCAGCAGACUUUCUGUGAAUGCUGGUAAUUUAUACUUGAUCAGUUGUAUUUUAGCAAAGAACCUCUUCGGGGACUGUAGGGAAGCAUGUUUUUGUCCUUAUAAAAACACCUUCUAAAAAAAAAAUCCUGAGAAUUCUGGGCUUGUAUAAUGCCUGUUGAUCUUGCCCUCUUAAUCAGUUUAUUGUUAUUUACAAAUGCAAAUAGAUUUUCAAAAGGUAAUUUUGCAACACACUAAUUCUUUAUUUUCUUUUAGUUGAGUAAUAUGAACAAAGUAAAUGUCCAUUAUUUAUUCUGACUCUUUACUCUGAAUACUAAGUGUAUAGGACUCCUUUGAAAAUAAUAUAGCCAGUUUGUAGGUAAUCUUAUUCCUUUGCGUGUUUUUUUUAUGCACAUCUACCUCUUCCAGCCGUUUUAAGUUCUCUCAAGUCUGUGCCUAUGAAAUCUCAUGCAACUUUUGAUUAUUCAUGGAUUGAUUAUCCACUUUAUGGGUUAUUUGGCCUUUUGCUGCCAUUGUACUCUGUUGUACCGUCUCGUCUGCAUCAGCUAUGUUACGUAUGGGCAGCUUUCAAGAAAGAAUUCAACAUGGAAAUGAGAUUGAAGCUAAUAUAAAAUAAUUUGGUGGCAGUGGAAAUGUUUGGAUUUCAUGGACCUCUCUUUCAAGUACCAUGGAUAAGAGAGGCAGCUACCACUUCAGUAUCCCUUUGAUGAGCAAAUCCCUCAGCAGAAGAAAACAGCCCAACCACCAACACCCCUACUCUCAUGGUGCAUUUAAAAUGUGAUUCCGUUUUUCUUACAAUUCUUCAGGGAACAUAGCUGCAUUAAGUGAAUUUAAAUGCAGUCAGGAGGUUGUUUCUUGUAUUCUAGUUGGAGAAUAAUAUUUUUUCUUCAGCAAACCCCAUUAACUAUGGUUCACCCUUAAAAAUGUUGAUUUGAAGAUUCCUUCCAUCAGCUCAUUCAUGACGGUGGAGGCAAGUGUAUCAUUUGUUUCCUGGGGAGUUUGGUCAAGUUCAGGCUACUCUUCCUUAGCAAAAGCUGGAGCAGUUUCGUCAGGUUAAAUGGCUUGGUUCAAUCUUGAGCUCUGAGUUGGAAAGAGAAGAUGAGAAGUUAACCCCUUGAGCCAUGUGGUUUCUUCAGGAUCAAGAGGCUGUACAUAUGUGGAAAAGUACAGAUGAAGAACCUGUGUUCAUAGACAAUCUGAACUGUGUUUCUGAAGUUUGUGCACAUUUUCCUUCACUGUAAUGUUAUUUUACAGCUGUUUGUUAAAAUAGUGAAUAAUUUAAUGAUCCUUAAAGUAACAGGUUUUGUGUGAGUGUGUGCUUGUAUAUGUGAGAAUUGCCUUAUUUUCAGGUUGUUUUAUUUAAUGAUGAUUCCUUGGACAGCGUUCUGGUGUUCAGCAACCAAUAUGGAAUAUUUGUCAUUAAAUCCAUAUCAGUCUUUUUCCAUGUCA